Trichosurus vulpecula (common brushtail) is the source of this 3436-nucleotide messenger RNA. RefSeq names its product POF1B actin binding protein (gene POF1B). Gene Ontology annotation, cellular component: adherens junction; actin filament; bicellular tight junction. NCBI's taxonomy places the organism in Eukaryota, Metazoa, Chordata, Mammalia, Diprotodontia, Phalangeridae. The transcript has 16 exons. The coding region runs from base 118 to 1860 and encodes 580 amino acids. Gene Ontology annotation, molecular function: actin filament binding. Gene Ontology annotation, biological process: epithelial cell morphogenesis; actin filament organization; bicellular tight junction assembly. The record is from RefSeq and is a predicted model, not a curated record.
GCCCCUCCACCUUAUCUGGAUCGGAGCUUUUCACCUGGCCACCUCUCUCCCAUUGUUUCUCUUGCCCCGCGUCCCCACGGAAAGUGUCCGGGGAGUCCCUCACUGCCCGCUCCGACCAUGAUGACCUCAAGCUACUGGAGUGAGAGCAGCAGCAGCAGCUGCGGGCCCCGCCAGCGGCCCGAGCCUCUGCACAUCCCGCAGCAGCCCGAGAAGAACGUGGUGUACGAGCGGGUGCGGACCUAUAGCGGCCCCAUGAACAAGGUGGUCCAGGCUCUGGACCCCUUGGGCUCCCCGGCCGAGGUGCUCUCCCCGCUCAGAACUUCCUCUUCCUACCAGAACUUGGUGUGGAGCAGCGAUCACUCCCAGGAGCUCCAUUCUCCAACAUUAAAAGUGGCUACUUGUGUCCCCAGUACUCUGCAUGUAACCCAUAAUAUUGAACAGGAUCUCCAUUCUCCAACAGUGAAAGUGACUACUUACCCCCAGACCACCAUAAGGAGAUAUAUAGUACAGAAUCCUGAUCAGGAACCACUGUCCCCAUUUCUAAGAGGUGGCCAUUUUUUCCCAGGAAGUAAUGUCAUUUAUGAAAAGACAGUAAGAAAAGUUGAGAAGCUAAAUCCUGAUCAGGAGUGCUACCCCCAGAUUCAGUGUCAACAUCAUGUCGUGCAGCAGCCCCAGAUUAUACAGGCUCAGCUCUGCCAACCAUCGCAUUCCAGCCAGCAGACCCAAGUCAUCAUGGGAAGUAAUUCAAAUGCUACAAAUACUGGAAACGAAUUGUGCUACAGUGGAUCACACCAAACACAUGAGCAGGUGACAGUUGUCCAGGAGGAUGGCCCUGAAAAACUAGACCCCAAAUAUUUUGGAGAACUGCUUGCGGAUCUGAGCCGCAAGAACACAGACCUGUAUCACUGCUUAUUAGAGCAUUUGCAAAAGAUCGGAGGAAGUAAACGGGACUUUGACUCUCCAGACGAGUCAGAAGACAUUGAAGCCUUGAUUCCUAAAGGGCUGUCGGAGUUCACAAAACAGCAAAUCCGAUAUAUUCUGCAGAUGAGAGAGACCUCGAACAAAUCUCUCCGCAUGGUGCUGUCCACCUUCAGCAAUAUACGGGAGGAGCUUGGUCAUCUCCAAAACGACUUGGCAUCACUGGAAAAUGACAAGCUAAGACUUGAGAAAGACUUAGCAUUCAAAGAGACUCAGAUAAAGGAGUAUGAAGCACUCUUGGCGUCUGUGAGGGCCAAUAACCGCCAACAGCAGCAAGGGCUACAAGACUCCUCUUCAAAAUGCCGGGCCUUGGAGGAAACUAUUCUUUCUCUUCGACACGGCCAGUCAGAUAUGGAAUAUCGACUAAAGGAAUUAGAAUACUGUAAAAGAAAUCUGGAACAGGAGAAUAAAAACCUUAGAAUACAGGUGUCUGAGACCUGUACAGGCCCUGUGCUACAGGCUAAAAUGGAUGAGAUUGGGAGCCAUUAUAUGGAAAUGGUUAAGAACCUGAGAAUGGAGAAGGAUAGAGAAAUCUGCAAGCUGAGGGCACAACUGAACCAGUUCCAAAAGGAUGUUUCAAGAAGGGAAGGAAGUUGCAGUGACUACCAGCUCAAGCUUCAUGAACUGACCAGUCUGCUCGAAGAGAAGGAUUGCCUUAUAAAGCGGCAGUCAGAGGAACUCUCCAAAUUGAGGCAAGAAAAAUAUUCAUCCCAUAAUCAGACCUCAGGCACUGGAAGGACCACUAUCACCACCACUAAAAAAUACAGAACCCAAUACCCAAUUCUGGGGCUCCUUUAUGAUGACUAUGAAUACAUCCCCCCAGGCAGUGACACCCAGACCGUGGUCAUUGAAAAGACAGAAGACAAAUGGACUAGUCCAUGAAUUCAGCACCUGUUUGAAGUUCACCCAAGGACUGUGUUACUGCUUAUGUCUUGGAAAAUAUGAGAAAUUAAGGUUGAUCCAAAUUUUGAACUGUAAUAACACCUAACCUAAAAUAGCUAGCUCUGUGGAUGGCUGUUUUUCCUAACGUAUUUAACAGUGGAAUCAGGGAAGUACUUACGUUUUUAUUGCAGACAUACCAAGAGCAUGCUCUACUAUUAGAAAAGAUACUUCCAAAGACACUGAAUUAGCUUUUUGGGCCAGGGACUUUAUUCCAUUCUAUCAUUUCCCUGUAGCUUAGAUAGAGCAUGCAACUUGACUUUAUAUACUACUAUUGAUGAAGGGGGGUGGAGGGAAAACAAUUAACUUAGUACCUGUGUUUACAUGGCUUGGAUUUCUUUUUUCUCUCUUUAUGUGUGAAAGGAAUGCUAUAGAUUAUGUAUUUCUUGAAGACAUCUCAGGUGAUGGUUUGACUUAGCAAUGAAAAAGGAUGAGUUUCUCAACUCCUUAACUAGGAAGAUAAUUUCACUUAACUUCACCUAGUCCUUUGGUGGUUCUAAGUAAUGCCCCCUCCCUGCACACGAAGACAUCAUAGCUCCAUGGUAACUUCACUACAUUGUCCAAAAUGGACAUGGAAACAGUAAAUAACUCCUCUUGCUCGUUUUAACGAAAAUUUUGUAUACAACUGCCCCACACCCUCACCCGCACACUACUCAUGAACUUGGAAAUAAGUUUUUAAACCUAAUAAAACAUCAAUUUCUAGCUAAACUCACAUAGAAUUGGCAAAAGAAAUUACUACUGUUGGCAUUUUAUCAACUUCGUAUUUUAAGAAAUAUUUGAAAUUAUUGGAAAAAGCAAUACCUACUUCUGUACAGUACUGUUACAUUCAUUUUAAAUGUAGUGCAUGGUUUAUAAAGAAAUAUUACUGGAGACAUACAUAAAAGGUCAUGGUUUGCAUUUAGAUCUAAAUCUGAUGAACUUUGGAAUUGUAGCAAAGGCAGGCUUAAGCAUUCUGGCUUUCUAAUAGUUUAGGACACAAGAGGUUAUGGGCCCUAUAGUAAUUCCUUUAUGUAACUGUAACAGAAGCCCUUAGAAGAAAGAAGUCAGACAGACAAUAUGAAGUGAGCUCAGUGUUUGAAAACUCGAACAGGUGUCAUUUUCCUUCCUUACCUUGAGACAGGAAACAGAGCAGCAACUUGGCUUCAGGGUGUGUCCAUGCCACAAGACAGUGUUGUUGCUGUAUGACAAUCAAGGCCUUUCAGUGGCUGCAAAUUUAAAAAAUCAACAGCCCCUCUUCUCCCCUCCCCAAAACAGAACAAACCAACCAGAGACAGUCUAAGGUGGACCCACCUUUCAAAAUUCCAUAAUGUGUGUGUUAUAGUGACGCUCUUGUAUGUUACCAUUUAAAGGUCUGUGGUUCUUAAUUCAAUUUGUGAUGAAGAGUAAUGAAACUGGCUGUCAAGAGGCCUUUUCACAGGCUAAAUCUCUGCAAAUUGCAAAGAUACUGUCAAAAUUAAAUGGAAUUUCAUUCUGUUAACCUCUUCAAAUUUAAUAAAGUGGAAAUGGCACAUGAAAAAAA